AUGUGGCCACAAACGCUGAUCUUGGCAUUUUUCUUCCGACCACGGCCGCCACAAGAUGAAAAGGCUGCAUUUGCAAAAAAGCGCUCAAAGCUCUUGCAGCAACUCCCAGAUUGGAGCCACAUCUUGGUCAAGCCCGACUGUUUCGAUGCCUUGGCCGCAGAGCUACCUGAACUGCUGCAAUCCCAAGUCCGUGCUGCUUGGGCGCAUGGCACCACUUCGUGGGUCGAGCGUGCUGACAUGGUGAAGGUAUUGGCCGUUUGGUUCUAUGGGGGGCUUGCAAUCGACAGCUUGGAUGAAGACAUCAAAGAUCCGAAAAGGCUGGAGGAAUGGCGCAGCAUCAGCCCACUAUUGGUGCCAGGAAAUUUCGGCCUGAACAACAAGACUGUCCCGAUCGAGCCAGACACGUUUGCGGGCGAGCGCGGAGACGCAUUUUUUUUGGACCUCCUGGGUGAGAUAUCUUGUCGCAUAGUGGGCCGCAAGAAGCUUACCCGUGGAAAUGGGCCGUCCUAUGCAAUCUGCGGCUCGUUCGUGCCUGUAGCGCGCCAGCACGGCACAGCGUUGCAUAACAUUGUCCAUCGUACAAUGUGCAACGUUGUGACCUGCAUUCCCCCAGAUGGCCAAGACAUUUUUCGAGUGCAGCAUGCUGUAACAUGGACUGCUUGGAACGAUUGCCCAAAGACCUGGCUGGAGCAGAAACCUUGGAAAAAAGCAAGCUGCUACUUAAAAAAGUCUUCAAAGACACCAAAGACCAAGAAGAGCUCCAAAGUUAAAAAGAAAGUCAAUGCUGCAUACCACGCCACUUCAACCUUGAAGACCUUGCUCGCUGAUCCUGCUUCGUGGUCUUUGGAGCUGGCUCCCGAGUCCGUGCGGAAGUAUAUUCCACAGAAAGGCUAUAUGAAAAUCAAGCAGGUGCCGGAGCAGGACAAGCGGUCUUUUGCAAUGGCCUGCAUGCUUUACGGUCGCCAGUCUGACGAGCGGCAUCGGUACUUGGCCAACGCUGUUUCCAAGGACGUGCUGAAGGCACGGCUUCUGUCGGAUGUGCGCUCCAAUAUGGCCAAGGCGAAGGGCAAGUGGACGUCUAAGCUGUUGAAGUUUCUUGCAGCCUCUGGCCGCGGCGGCAGUCGAUAA
This is a messenger RNA of Symbiodinium sp. CCMP2592, 1128 nucleotides long. Lineage: Eukaryota; Dinophyceae; Suessiales; Symbiodiniaceae. The record is from the annotation of a GenBank genome assembly.